GAUACGGAAGAAAGGGUACAUGUUGUUGUGUUUACAAGUACUGAAAUGCUCUGUUUGACCUAAAGCAGCACUUGUAACAAUGGAGAAGGAAGACAAGUCUUCAACAGAUCUAGUAAUUGACAGUGAACUGAAGAGAUUUGUACGCAAUGAAUAUCUACGCCUGAGAAACCUGAAAAAAAACAGGCAUGCAGAAUUAGUCAGGCGUCUAUACAGUGAGAACAGAGCAGAAAUACAAGCAGACCUGGAGGAGGCCAAAUGCAGCCAACCGAGGCCCAGAUGUCAGCUGUUCCACAAGAUAGACAUCCUUGGGUCAACACCUGUCACACACAAUUGUGAGGUGAGCAGCUGCGUGAAGGAGCUUGCCAGCCAGUCGGUGCCCCUGCGUGUUAUGAACAGUCUCAAGCCCAUCCCUUUCAUGUAUUCCUGGGCCCCGCUCCAGCAGAACUUUGUGGUUGAGGACGAGACAGUGUUGCACAACAUUCCAUACAUGGGAGACGAGGUGCUUGAGAAGGACACCUCCUUUAUCGAGGAGCUGAUCCGCAACUAUGAUGGGAAAGUGCAUGGGGAUAAAGACAAGUCCCUGCUCGAUGACGAGAUCUUCGUGGGCCUCGUCAGUGCUGUGGCUAACUGGCUUAGGGAGAAUCACAACAUCAAGAUAGAGGAGGGCGAGUUGAGUGACACAUCUCCGCUAGAGCAACCAGAGGUGUUUGAAGCCAUAUCUGCAGUGUUUCCAGAGAAAGGAAAACCUGAGACACUUAAACACCUGUACCGUGAUCUAUUGGACAAGAAGGACCCCAGCACCCUGCCCCCAGAGUGUACCCCCAACAUUGACGGCCAGGACGCCAUGUCCGUGCCCAGGGAACAAACAAUGCACUCAUUCCAUACACUCUUCUGUAGACGAUGUUACAAAUAUGACUGCUUCCUCCACCCUUACAGACCCCACCCCAGCAAGGCAAUGAGGAAGCCACCAGAGAGGAAACAGGAACCGGAGCCCUGUGGUCCUGCUUGCUUUAUGCACCUGACUGGCUAUAUUGAGAAGGAAGCUUCUGUUGGCGGUGGGUCAGGGUCAGACCAGGAGCGCUCUGAGCGGAGUCGCUCACCCCUGCCGGUCGGGGGGAAGUCGGAAAGGAGCAGCUCACCUGUCGGCGGGACUAAGAACAGGAAGAGGAAGGCCAAUGGCACCGCUGGCAGUGGCAGUGAGGACAGCAAUGAUGGGAGCGGGUCAGUCAUGAAAAUGAAGUACAAAAGUCUUGAGCAGCGUUUUCCUAUGAAGGAGAAGAAUGUUCGUUUGGAAUGGACAGGCGCAGAGCAGUCGCUGUUCCGUGUCCUUACAGACAUGUACCGCUCCAACUACUGUGCCAUCGCUAAACUCCUGUGGGAAAAGUCGUGUAAACAGGUGUAUGAGUUUGCCAGCAAUGAGAUGAGCCACCUACAGGAGCUGACUGAGGACAGCGAGAAAACACCCCCACGUAAAACAAAGUCAAAGAAGAGACCCAUAAGCAAGGUGUGGGCACUGCACUCAAAGCGUGUUCAGAUGAAGAAAGACAGUAACAUGAAGGUUGUGUCCAACUAUGUACCAUGUGACCACCCUGGCACGCGCUGUGACGAGACCUGUAACUGUGUCAUGGCACAGAACUUUUGCGAGAAGUUCUGUCAGUGCAGUCCGGAAUGUGAGAAUCGUUUCCCUGGUUGUCGGUGUAAGGCCCAGUGCAACACGAAGCAGUGCCCAUGUUACCUGGCGGUUAGAGAGUGUGACCCUGAUCUGUGUCAGAUGUGUGGGGCUGACCAGUUCGACACUGAAAAGAUCUCAUGCAAGAAUGUCAAUGUCCAGAGGAACCAGAAAAAGCACCUGUUGUUGGCACCCUCAGACAUUGCUGGCUGGGGGAUUUUCUUGAAGGAGUCCAGUGAAAAGAAUGAGUUCAUCUCAGAAUACUGUGGAGAGGUGAUAUCCCAGGAUGAGGCUGACCGGCGGGGCAAGGUCUACGACAAGUACAUGUGCAGUUUCCUCUUCAACCUCAAUAAUGACUUUGUCGUGGAUGCAACACGUAAGGGGAACAAGAUACGCUUUGCAAACCACUCCAUAAACCCAAACUGCUACGCCAAGGUGAUGAUGGUGAACGGGGACCACCGUAUAGGGAUCUUUGCCAAGCGAGCAAUACAAGCAGGGGAGGAACUCUUCUUUGACUACAGGUAUGGACCCACCGAACAACUGAGGUUUGUGGGGAUUGAGAGAGACGUGGAAAUGACAUGAUGUGUUACUGUGUACAGAAUAUAACCUCAUAUCUGACAAGAUGUUAAGGUGCAAAAUCACACUGAAAUCUGUCUGUAAAAAAACAUUAUCAUGCUGAAAGUGUACUAAGGCUCCCAACAGAAAACAGAGAACAAGAUUGCAUGGAAGGUUAAAUUGUAAUAAAUACUUGAAAUAGUUUUGUAUGAAAACUUGUUUAUCAACAUACAUAAUUCUUAAAUAAAAUGUUUGCAUUUUA
Molecule: messenger RNA, 2486 nt
Organism: Mya arenaria
Lineage: Eukaryota; Metazoa; Mollusca; Bivalvia; Myida; Myidae
Product: histone-lysine N-methyltransferase EZH2-like
Exons: 17
Coding region: 80-2251 (723 amino acids)
Biological process (GO): chromatin remodeling
Molecular function (GO): histone H3K27 methyltransferase activity; protein binding
Source: RefSeq, a predicted model, not a curated record